This is a messenger RNA of Schistosoma rodhaini, 3200 nucleotides long. Lineage: Eukaryota; Metazoa; Platyhelminthes; Trematoda; Strigeidida; Schistosomatidae. The record is from the annotation of a GenBank genome assembly.
AAUGAUGAAAAAUCUGUUGAAGAUUUAUAAUAUGUCAAUUAUUUUAAAUUAUAAUAAACUGUUGUAUUCAGUGAAUUCUAGGAAUGAGAUAUACAUUGACGGUGAUAUUGAUGUAUAUAAUAAUAGACAUCGGUGGAAUCCCUGUUGACACUUCAGAAGAAUAUUCAAAAAAUUUACUCUUAAGACAACUCUUAAACUUUCAAUUACCGAAAGAUUCAAAUUUUCAUUCUAUCAGUAGUUUAUCACCAACUGCAUGGAAUCCAACAUGGUCUGCUUUAUUCUGGACAACAUGGUCCGAAUGGAAAAGAUGUACACAGAAUAAACAUUGUACAAAGCACUAUCACAAUAAUAAUAACAAUAAGUCGGAAAUUAUUGAGAAUCUGUUAUUUCGAACACGGGUAUGUCAAUUUCAAUCAAUGAAUGAACAACUGUUAUGGUCACAAGCAAUGAUUAAAGGUGUCAAUUUAUCAGGUGACUUAUCUACUUGCUCAGAAGAAGGUUUGAUUCAAAGUGAUGUCAAACAUUGUCAGGAUUUGCUUCAAUGCAUCGACAAAACUUCAUCCAGAAAUCACUCCUUCCAUGCAUUGUCAAAAUCAAGUUUGAAAAACUUUUCUUCUAAGUGUGGAGAAAAUGGAUGUGAUUUUACGGAUACUACCGAAAAUAAAAUCAACAUGGAAGAUAAUUGGACCACGGAAAGACUUUCAGAACGCAGUGAAAUUUGGGGACCAUGGACAACAUUGCAAGAGUGCUCAGCAAUUAUUCCUACAAUUGAUGAACUACCGGAAGAAUAUCCCUGGGAAUUAAUGCUCAAUUUAACUCGAGCACCAGCUGGUAGGAGAUGUGAACCAGGAUUACAACUCCAGAUCCGAAAGUUACUCAGUGAAUCUAAUUCUAUCAAAGAGCAUGAAAAUCCUCAAAAGGAACAAAAGUUACCACCAGCAUCGAUAGCGAUAGCAACAACAACAAUUACAGAAACACGUAAAAUUCACUGUUGGAUAAAUGAAGCCUGUCAUACAUCUGACGUGAAAGUUGAACCACCAAGCACAUGCUUUUUUCAAGCUAUACAUCGUAGUCCAUCUGCACAAGUUAAAUGGCGUCGAACACCAUACGGUCGUAUACCAUCUCAUUUUGAAGUACAUGUUCUAGAUCUUAUAAAUUCUGUUCAUUAUCGAAAAUCUGAACUUUAUGUUGAAGAAGUUAAAUUAAACAAAUUAGAUCCAUGGGGAGAAAAUUAUGUUUUAGAAAUAUUUGGUCUAAAAAUUGGUCAACCAUAUGAAAUUAGUAUUGCAUCUGCUGAUGAAAUGAGUAAUUUAUAUUUUUCAAAAUCUUGUGAGGCAGUAGUUAUUAUUGGAGCCGGUGAGUUUAUUAUAAAAUCUAUAAAAAGAUAUCAAUUCGUAUUAAUGUUAUAUUUACUUAACAAAAAUUUCUUAGUGGACUAACUAUGAAAUCUGUUGACUGACAUAACUGAAGUGAUGUUAUGAAGUGUGAUUUUACUAAAGGUUAAAAACUCGAUUCACAUGCAACAAGAAUGUUUCUAAGGUCACCAUAUAAUAACUUCUUAAUCUCACCUACAUAGCGAAUUGUCCAUUUUGCCCAAAACGUUGUGUCUAUAAGCUUUAUGAAAGUAGACAUCGAAUGAGGUAAAUUAUUUUAUAAAUCUACAGUUUUUCAGCCCUAUAUCAAUGGAAGCAUAAAAUCUGUUUGUCCUCUGUAUUUCUUUCAUUUGCAUGAUAUAGACUCAAACAACAGUUUUAUAAUCCAGUAAAAUUAAUUCCACAAAUCUUAUUAAAUUUUGAAAAUAUUUUAUUGAGUGAGGAAAAACUGAUUGAGAUAGGUAAACGUUUAAAUAGUAUGACGUUUGUGGUUGAACUCGGAAUAACUGAAGGGGACCAAGUGAGUAAAAUCGGAUCAUUAGAUUUCUUCUUACAUUUCUAUUUUCACUGUCUGUCAGAAGUAACCAGCUUAGUUCAAGACGGCUUUGAAUGCACAAAUAAAAACACAUCUUUUUGUCCAACGUGACUUUCCAAACAUUUUAGACCCCUAGGUUUGGAUCAUUCAAAGUUAACCGAGAAACACUAAUACCUAUAAAAAACUAUCAUUUUCCUAUAAUGGUGAAUAGAUUUGUUUGAAGUUUGUUGCAUACAGAUCCGGCCUCUCAAAUAAACCAAUGUAAAAUAUAUUCGUAAUCCUUCAUUUAGCUUCAAUGGUUUUGAUCUAUUAGUUUCCUGAAAAGAGUUAAGUGAAAAAACUAUAUUACAUACUACAUUAAAAAAUAAAAGUAUGUACCUGUAGUUAAUUAAUCGGUCAUAUAAGCGAAGUACGUAAACAAACGAAAUUCUUUACAAAGGCGCUGUUGAGACAGUUAAAGAGUCAAUAUGUAAAACAAAGUAAUAAAUAAUGAUGUAUCAAAUAAAUUCAUUUCCUCUUAUUUUUCCGUUUGUUAGUUAGAUUUUAUGGUGUUUAUUGAAUUAGUCUUUCUUGUAUAUAUAUGUCCUCCGUUAUCCCAUUUGUGUACUGGUUUGUUAGAUGGCUAAUCCACUUUAUAACAGCAGCCACUUACAAUGUUGAGAACCCAGUUUAGCUAAUACAGUUGACUGAUAUAUAGAUGAAUAUUAAUUAAUCCACUUGAUUUCAACAAUACUCUAUUAAAUCUCAUCGGGAAAAAUUAUUUUGCCAAUAAAUUUAAUAACAUGAUUAUUUGAAAACAGAUUUUAUCAAUCAGUUCCGACUGAAUUUUCUAAAAAUUCUAUUUUAUAAGGUUUUUCUCAAGACCGCAAGUUAGAAUUCACUUUUAUUUCAUGUCACAACACUCAAAUAAUGACUCGUAUCUUAGCUUCCCAAACUUUCAGGCCUUUUAACUGGACUAAUGAUGAAUAAAAAAUAAAGAGUUAGAACAAAAUAAGCUUAUUUUUAUGGGACAAAUUCAUCGAGAAAAGCGCUUUUAUCACUAUAUGAUAGGGAUAAUAAAUUAACAUUUUUUCUUACAGGUGAUGGUUCAUGGUCAAAAUGGUCAAACUGGAGUAACUGUAAUUCAAAAUGUGCAUCAAAAUUGGGCACACGUAGUCGAUAUAGAAAAUGUAACUCACCAGCACCUAGAAAUGGUGGCCGUGUAUGCCCUGGUUCAGAACAAAUGGACUUCGAAUGCUUUGGAACUAAUAUUAAUUGCUAAAUAAAGAUUGACGUUAGUUUUUUUCAAUUCU